CAGCCACUUCCAUUUUAUUUAUUUUUCUACCAGUUGGAUGAGUUAUCUAAAAAUAUGUUAGAUCAUCUAAUUUUGAAUAAAUUGGCCGGACAAAUUAUAAUGACUAAAAAAUAUAUUAAGGAAGAUACUGUUGAAUUAAUUCAUGAUGAUCCGGCAAUUCCUCCUCAUCUGCAUGGAAACCUUACUAUAGAAGUAAAAUAUUUUUUUUAAUUUACAUUGUUGUA
This is a messenger RNA of Meloidogyne enterolobii, 224 nucleotides long. Lineage: Eukaryota; Metazoa; Nematoda; Chromadorea; Rhabditida; Meloidogynidae. The record is from the annotation of a GenBank genome assembly.